This is a messenger RNA of Durusdinium trenchii, 1308 nucleotides long. Lineage: Eukaryota; Dinophyceae; Suessiales; Symbiodiniaceae. The record is from the annotation of a GenBank genome assembly.
AUGGUUCGCAUUUCUGGAAAGAUUACAAGCUGUGGAAAGCUGGCUUUGUGGCAAAGGGCUUGCAGUCUCCUAGUCGGCGCAACCGCGUCACUUCCCCGAAGACGAAGCGUGGCCAAGUCCAAUGCCACCAUCACCGCAAUGGAGCAGGGCCGAGAAUGGCAGCUGGGACUGGUUCUUUUUCAUUCCAUAGCAAAGAACCAGAUAAAUCCUGACGUCAUCAGCUUCACAGCCGCUCUGAAUUGCUGUGGAAGGGGUCGGCAAUGGCACCUAGCGUUGGAGUUCUAUGAGGCUAUGCUACGAGAAAGAGUGAAGCCAAAUUCUUAUGUUUUUAAUACCAUGAUCAGCAUGUUCGAGAAGGUCAGAAAGUGGCAACAUGCUUUGGCCUUUUUCACCGAGAUGGCUUCCAGACAAGUUCAGCCAGAUGUGUUCAGCUUUAACUCCAGCAUCAGUGCCUUUGAGAAGGCUGCCCAGUGGUGGUUAGCACUAAGCUGGUUUGAUACAAUGUCACCACACGAGGUGCAGCCAAAUGUUGUAACUUACAAUGCCAGCAUUAGUGCCUUGGAGAAAGGUUCUCAAUGGCAGCGUGGAAUCCAACUGUUCAAAGCCAUGCAGAUGUGUCAUGUAUCGCCAGAUAUUGUGAGCUACUGCGCAGCCAUCACAUCUUUUGGAAAGGGUGGAGAGUGGCAGCAGGUACUGCUGCUGCAUGAUGAGAUGUCAAAAAGAAGGGUUGUGCCCAAUAUGCUCAGUUUCAAUGCAACAAUCAGCGCAGUCGAUAAGGGUGGACAAUGGCAGCUGGGAUUGUGUUUCUUCAAUUCUAUAGCGCAGAACAAGCUACAGCGUGACGUAAUCAGCUUCACAGCAGCUCUGACUUGCUGUGGAAGGGGUCAGCAAUGGCAACUUGCAUUACAUUUCUUUGGGGCUAUGCCGCGAGCAAGAGUGGAACCCAAUGCUUACACAUUCAAUGUGAUCAUCAGCAUGUUUGAGAAGGUCGGAGCAUGGCAUCAUUCUUUGUCCUUCUUCACAGGAAUGGCAUCAAGACAAAUUCAGCCAGAUGUUUUCAGCUUUAACUCAAGCAUCAGCUCCUUUGAGAAGGCUGCCCAGUGGUCCUUGGCGUUAAGCUGGUUUGAUGCAAUGUCAGAGAAGGUGCAGCCCGAUGUGUAUAGUUUUAAUUCCACCAUCAGUGCCUGCGAAAAGGGCUCACAAUGGCAGCAGGGCAUCAGUUUGUUCGAAGCAAUGACCAAGCACAAGGUGGGCGGCUUCGCGCUUUCACAGGAUCUAUACAACCCAGACCAUCCGUGCAUCUACUGA